AUGGCGACGGAUCGCAUGGGAGCGGCUGAAGACGAGGACGACGACGACUAUUCGGCCAGCGUGUCGCAGAUCCUGGAGCGCCAGGGCUCGCGGCGCGGCUCGCGCCGCCUGCACCGCCAGCCGGCGCUGCGGCCCCGCGUCGGGGAUGUGGUGUUGGAAGUUGACGAAUCGGACAACGAAGAGCAGAUAUUUGAAAACAUCCGACUGCACAAGGAAGUUAUUGGCGAAAUCAAGCACCAGCCAUGGCCAAUGCAAAGGAAACUGAAUCUGGUGAUUCAGGCCAAGAUCUACGUGGCGAAGCACGAGGGCGAGCUGGCUGAGCGGCUGGCGCAGAGCCGCUCGGCGCGAGACAUCAUGGCGCGCUACUCGCUCGUCUUCCUGCGCUACUGGCAGCUGUUCCAGCGUGAGUUCGCCAACUGGAUGACCUCAGCCGUGCCGUGGCAGAAGCAGAUCAAGCGGAUCGAGUCCCACUUCGGCACGGCCGUGGCCUCCUACUUCACCUUCCUUCGAUGGAUCCUGCUCAUGAACAUCGGCAUCAGUGUUCUUCUUGUCUGUUUCGUCAUCAUUCCAGAGGUGGGAUGGUCCGAGGCCUCUGCUCUCUGGUUCACUCGCAUUCGCCAUUUUAGAAAGGAGCUGUUGGAGGUGGAAAAGAAGCACGCCUAUGAUCUGAAGACUAUGUGGGACUUUGAGGGAAUUCUGAAGUAUUCUCCCCUGUUCUACGGCUACUACAACAACAAAGACAAAACCUCAGCCGGCUAUCGCAUCCCUUUUGCGUACUUUUUAGCUGGAAUGCUGGUUUAUGCGUUCAGUUUUAUCGUCAUACUGAAAAAGAUGGCGGAGAACUCGCGGAUGAGCAAGAUGUCGUCCAAAGAGGACGACUGCACGUUCACUUGGAAGCUGUUCACCGGCUGGGAUUUCAUGAUUGGACACGCCGAAACAGCAUUGAACAAGGUGGCAGCAAUCAACAUGGGUUUCCGCGAGUCGUUGUUGGAGGAGCGGGAGCGCGCCAAGGAGGAGAUCAGCUGGCGCACGAUCGCUCUGCGCGUGCUGGCCAACUUCAGCGUGCUACUGCUGCUGGUGGGCUCGGCGUAUGCCGUGAUCCUGCUGGUGAAGCGGUCCACCGAACCGGACGCCACCUCGUGGUACCGCCAGAACGAGCUGACGCUCACUAUGACGCUCAUCUCCAACGUGUUUCCGACGCUGUUCGACAAGCUGGGCCUGCUGGAGGGCUACCACCCGCGUCAGCAGCUGCGCAUCCAGCUCGCACGCAUCAUGGCGCUGAACCUGUUGAACCUGUACACUCUCAUCUUCGCCCUCUUCGGCCGCGUCGACGAUAUCACAAAAGAACUCACAGUUUUAAAGCCCAACUUCACAACCACGCCGUCACCGUUUUUAAUCCCACCUGAGGAGCUCAUGCUGUACAACGAGACGGACUUCACCAACAGCACGCAGCAUCCUUGCUACAGCAUAGUCAUCAACUGCAGCUCCUCUGAGCCGGAGCGGCGGAAUGAUGACUUUCUGGGCGUCAACCCGACGACAGACUUCCCGACCGGAGGCCUGGGCGUCGAGGACGAACCUCUUGCUACCGUCUCCACCCCGCUCUCCACGGAGCACGAGGCGUUCAGGGGCGGCACCAGGCCAUCCCCAGACGGCGCCGGCGGCGAGUACGACUCGAGCACACCCGGUGAGGUGACAGAAUACACUGCGCCGGACACCCAGCAGCCGCUGAGUGGUGGCGAGGAGGCGGAGCUCGCGGCGAUGGUCACACAGUCGGGGGAAGUGCUGGAUGAGGACAGUGACUACGGGACGUCCGGCACCGAGGCCACUAUUCCGCCGGAGAUGGUGCUGCCACAGACGGCAGUCGUGCCGGAUUUCGUCCAGCGGGCUGGUCCACUGAUGCCGUCGGCGCGUCGGUCCAUGCAACAGAUGGCGGUAGUGAAAGUCACAGCAGAUGACACCACUUCCCAAACGACAGAUGGCAGUGGUGUCUCAUCGACACCGGCUUUGCGAUCGACCGGAACAGACGGCGCCACUUUCGAAGUGACGGGUGGCACUGGAAUGUCCUCCAUGACCGACGACAGCGCCGAGACGUUGGGCGGUAGCGAUGCCACUUCGACCCAGACUGGUCAAUCAACACUUCCGGAGGAUGGCACCAGCGAAACAACAGAUGACAGCAGCGUUAUCGCGACCCAAACUCAGCUAUCAAGCGAUGCCAAGACACAGUCUGCAACGAUCCCUGAACGGCCAAAUGUAAAUAUCACCUUCACCAGACCGGACCGAACUCAGACGGAAACGAACAUGCCGUUCCCAGCGUAUGACACUGCAGACAGUCCUACGGUAAACUCAGCGGGCACGGAAACGUCCCGAAUCUCGGCAGAGGCGGGAGUGACCAGGAGCAGCAGCAUUUCCCCUCCGAACGGCACCGUGGAGUCCGACGCACGCCGACGUCCAAUCACGGAGAGCUUUGACAAUGUGCUAACGCGGUCUGAGCCUCUUCCGAUGACUCCGCCACCUGCGUCGGAAGUAAACGGGACCCUCCAGCCUCGGCAACACACCGUUGGUGAUCGGUCCGAGGUUCAGGUCACGGAUGUCCCCCGGGCGUUCAGCAACGAUAGCACCUUUGGCUAUGAUCCUAACAACAGCACAUCCGAGGACAUGGUCACGGUGGUGAUCUUCGACAUGGAGGAAUGCUACGACUUCGUCUGCAACUCGAACAGGAGCAACUUAACGCAAAUGUCGACCGAAUACCCCGAGGAAUCGGAGGAUAGCGACGAUACUCCGAAAGACGUCGCGCUGGUGCGGGAGACGUCCAAGCUGUUCAACAGCUCGGUCCGGCUGCGGCUGCGGAAGCUCUGCUGGGAGACCAUGUACGGCCAGGAGCUGGUGAAGCUCAUCAUCAUGGACACGGUGUGGACCGUGGCGUCCGUGGUUGGCAUGGAGUUCUUCCGCGCCGUGUUCGUGCGAGUCAUGAACAACUGCUGGUGCUGGGACCUGGAGAGGACGGCGCCCAAGUACGCCGACUUCUCCAUCGCUGAGAAUAUUCUGCACCUGGUCAACAACCAGGGCAUGAUCUGGAUGGGCAUGUUCUUCGCGCCCGGUCUGCCAGCCAUCAACGCUGUCAAGCUGGUGAUCCUGAUGUACGUCCGCUCCUGGGGCGUGCUCACCUCGAACGUGCCGCACGAGGUCAUCUUCAGGGCCUCCAGAUCGAACAACUUCUACUUCGCGCUGCUGCUGAUCAUGCUGUUCCUGUGCACGCUGCCGGUGGGGUACGCCAUCGUGUGGCUGGAGCCCAGCUGGCACUGCGGCCCCUUCAGCGAGUAUCUGCGCGCCUACAAGAUCUUCACCAACGGCCUGCAGAGGGCACUACCCGACAGUCUUAACAAGAUCCUGGACUACAUCUCAUCACCGGCGAUCGUGAUCCCGCUGCUGGUGCUGCUCGUGCUGGUGAUCUUCUACCAGUUCUCGCUGGCCGGCUCCCUGCGCGAGUCCAACAACGACCUGCGCCUGCAGCUGCGCCGCGAGCGCACCGAGGAGCGGCGCAAGAUGUUCAAGAUGGCCGACGCCAAGACCAAGGAGCCCGAGAAGCCGGUGCACCGGCGCCGGCAGAGGAUCGCCUCCCAGCGCUCGGACCCCAGCCAGGCGGGGCAUUCACCGGCGCCGACGGUCGCCGCGCCUGUCGAGCCGAGACGCGACCCUCGGCCGCCGACCAAAGCCAAGCGCGGCCGCGACAAGCUCUCGGCCAAGCCGGAGAAGGCGGCCAAGGGGAGCAAGGGGCGCGCCAAGUCGCGCAGCAUGGAGAGCAGCCAGAAUGGCGCGGCGGCGAAACGCGACUCGACCGCCUCGUCCAUGUCCGUGCCCGUGAUCCGCAUCAGCAAGGAGGACUCGGUCGAGCUGGCCGACGAGCCGAUUCCGCAGGACUCGCUGCGCAGGGCCGAGCCCCAGGAGGCGCCUGCCAAAGCCAGAGCCGGCCAGGACAAGAAGAGAAGCAGCGACAAAUAAUAGGGGCGGCAGGCCGACGCCUCUUCGCGGCCAGUGACCCCGGCCAGCCUGCUCGGCCGACCUUGUCUGUCGCACAUCGACUCGGAGGGGUCCGACUCGUGUGACUCGUCCCCCAUCAGCUCACUGGGCUCACUCGACUACUGAUCACGUGACGCCCAGCACGGCCACGCCGGUCGCCGCCGACGCAGUCACGUGGUGCAGGACCGCACACCCAAGGCCGUGCGUUCGCACGAUUUUCGACCGCGUCCAGAGCGUUGGUGGGCGAUCAGACGCGCUCGCCUCUCGACGGGGCGGAAUCGGUGGACUCUGCGCGUCCCUUCUGGCGUGUUUCGGUCGCGGAAUCCUUGAGGGACGUCAUGCUCUCGCUGUUGUAAGUGUUCAGCUUCAGUUAGUGCAAGCUGCGGUCAUCUCUCGCUUCUGGCAUGCGUGGUGUUACGUCCUGCGGCGGGAGGAUGCGGAAGACACGUUGUGUUUGACCUCCCCGCUGAUCUGAUGUGGUUCUCAUUACGGCGUUUACUGUAUUUAGCUAACGGUUAUCUCGCCAGCUAGCUGUCACCAGUUGGGCAAUACGUAAGCCAAGCACGGCGCCAAACAAACGAUCAUCCUUGGAUGACAAAAUUACAGAAGAACGGAAGCAAUAUGUGAGUUGUUCGUUUUGCCCUUAUCAUGUCAUCAAAUUGGAUACAACC
Pollicipes pollicipes is the source of this 4688-nucleotide messenger RNA. RefSeq names its product transmembrane channel-like protein 3. Gene Ontology annotation, molecular function: mechanosensitive monoatomic ion channel activity. The transcript is spliced from 20 exons. The record is from RefSeq and is a predicted model, not a curated record. The coding region runs from base 1 to 3999 and encodes 1332 amino acids. Gene Ontology annotation, cellular component: plasma membrane. Lineage: Eukaryota; Metazoa; Arthropoda; Thecostraca; Pollicipedomorpha; Pollicipedidae.